AUGAAGGGUGCUCCUCCCACCUCAGAUGAGGAGAAGAAGCCAAUUCCAGGAGCAAAGAAACUUCCAGGACCUGCGGUCAACCUAUCAGAGAUCCAGAAUAUUAAAAGUGAACUGAAAUAUGUCCCCAAAGCUGAACAGUAG
Molecule: messenger RNA, 141 nt
Organism: Orycteropus afer afer
Lineage: Eukaryota; Metazoa; Chordata; Mammalia; Tubulidentata; Orycteropodidae
Source: RefSeq, a predicted model, not a curated record